Messenger RNA from Cryptomeria japonica (Japanese cedar), 2354 nucleotides. Its product is annotated as sialyltransferase-like protein 1. Gene Ontology annotation, biological process: pollen germination; pollen tube growth. The coding region runs from base 155 to 1600 and encodes 481 amino acids. The record is from RefSeq and is a predicted model, not a curated record. NCBI's taxonomy places the organism in Eukaryota, Viridiplantae, Streptophyta, Pinopsida, Cupressales, Cupressaceae. Gene Ontology annotation, molecular function: sialyltransferase activity. The transcript has 11 exons.
CUCUAAAAGAAGUGAAAAAGAGUUAAAAAUGAAUAACAGAGAAGUGUCAGGGAUCGGCCUUCGCCCAGACUCUUCGAAAAUUAAAUUUAUGUACGUAUAAGGGCAAAGCAAGCCCCUCACGAACAACAGAAACCUGGAAUAACAAAGUAAACAAAUGUUGAAUUGGAGAGAGAGAAAGGAAGAUAUGAAAGGUGCAAAGCGAUUGCACCAACGUCCCCUUGUACUGCUCUUGGUGUCGUCGGCAUUAGUAUUCUUGUUUGGCAUUCUUGCUGCUCAGUACUUCCUUUUCUCUGGUAUCCAGAAUUACGAUGCCAACAAAAAGAAUGUCAAGACUCUCUAUAGCUUACAGAAGCAAGUUAAAAAAUGCGUGCAAAGAAAUGGUCUUGGGCUUAUGGCGCAUAUAGUAGAUCACUGCAAGCUUGUCCUUGCAUACCCUAAAGGGACAAAUAGUACCUGGUAUAAUGAACAGUUUAAAUUUUAUGAACCAUUGGAGUACCCAUUUGAUAUUUGUGAGACCAUAUUGCUCUGGGAACAAUAUCGCAACAUGACUACAAUAUUGACAAGGGAGUAUCUGGAUGCUCGACCUGAUGGAUGGAUGGAUUAUGCAGCAAAGCGGAUUGCCCAAUUAGGCAUGGAUAAAUGCUACAAUCGAACUCUUUGUGAGGAUUACCUGAGCAUGGUUUUACCAUCUACUGCACCAUUUCAUCCACGUCAGUUUAAGACGUGUGCAGUUGUAGGGAACUCAGGAGAUUUGCUAAAGAAUGAGUUUGGUCCAGAAAUAGACAGUCAUGAUGUAGUGAUUCGAGAUAAUGAAGCUCCAGUGAAUGAGAAGUAUGCCAAGUAUGUGGGGAUGAAAAGAAACUUCCGUUUGAUGGCAAGGGGAGUAGCAAGAAACAUGAUCAAAGUUGCUAAUGGAUCUGAUGAUGAGGUGCUGAUUAUUAAAAGUUUGAUCCAUAAAGACUUCAUUGCUAUGAUCAAGGAGCUUCCUAAUCCAGUUUAUCUUUUCCAAGGCGUGGUACUUCGAAGAGGUGCAAAAGGAACUGGAAUAAAGUCCAUAGAAUUGGCCCUUUCGAUGUGUGAUAUAGUGGAUAUGUAUGGGUUCACUGUUGAUCCAGGCUAUACAGAAUGGACACGCUAUUUUUCUAGUCCACGAAAAGGACAUAAUCCAUUGCAGGGACGGGCCUAUUACCAGCUUCUUGAAUGCCUCGGGGUUAUCAGAAUCCAUUCUCCAAUGCGAGAACAGAGGAAACAAGAUUGGUCAGUGAUUCCUAGUCGAGCAAUGAUAAACAGGGCACUUAUUGCCGCAAUGAGGUUAAGUGGGUUCCAAAAUGAACACCCGGAUAGUGUUGGACCAUUUAGUUCAUGCAAAGUUUGGGCAACUGCGUCUUCUAAAAAUGCUCCCAUCUCAGGGUCACCAAACAUGAGUCUUGUACGUAGGAGCUCCAACUACAGCAAAUGGGAGUUACUAAAUUUCAGGGAUUUGCGUGAUGAAGCACGUGCACACUACAGAACUAUGAAAGGUGUUACAAUAUACAAGCUAGAUGGAAACAAACUGAAUGAUCUUGUGUGUGUUAAGCAUCCAUUGGAAUCAGAGGCAUAAUUUGAUGCAUGCUGGGUAGAAUUGCUGCUGUUGGAGUUAUCUUAAUUGCCACGUUGAAUCCAAAAUGGACUGGGUCAAAUUUGUCAAAGUAUAUUAUUAUGCUUAUGCAUAAUUUGCAUUCAAUGCCAAGAAUUAUAUAGACUUCAGUUAUUAAUGGGACAGUCUAGAUCAUGAAUGAUUGUGGCAAGACUUGAUAGAUACCUUGUGAAAAAGUGCAAUGUAAACUCUUUAGGGUGUCCUGGUUGAUCUGAUGGUCAAUUGGCAUCAGUGAAUAGGGAUCUCUGGCAGUCAUUUAUCCCCCGGUUGGAGAUGAUUAUUGUAAUUAGUAGCAAUUCAAGUUUCCUUAGCAUGCCUGUGUAGCAAUCGAAUCAAUUACUGUUUCAAUCUCCAUGGUGUAGAGAGUUUGUGAGUUGUAUGUACUUCGAUUUUGCUUCUUGGCAAUGCCAUCUAAAGCAAAGGUAUUGCCAACUUUAUAUUUGAAUCAUUUUAUUUGUGAUUCUCUGCCCACUUAAUCUGUAAAAAGAUAUUCCAUUAUUCAAACUAUUUAAUUGUGUUUUUGCCACCAUUGCAACAAUAGCCAACAAUAAAAUUAGCAUGUAACAGACAUUGGCUGUGUCUCUGCCAGAAUUACUGCAAGAGCCAGCAGUCAAAUCAGCAUGGAACAGAGAAUAUUAGUUUAGAUGAAGACAUGCACUUUCAGAUUAAUGAACACCAUUUGUUUAUGUUCUUCCAAUUUGAAUCUUUUUUUCCAGAA